This is a messenger RNA of Microplitis demolitor, 1269 nucleotides long. Its product is annotated as probable cyclin-dependent serine/threonine-protein kinase DDB_G0292550. Lineage: Eukaryota; Metazoa; Arthropoda; Insecta; Hymenoptera; Braconidae. The record is from RefSeq and is a predicted model, not a curated record. The coding region runs from base 88 to 1269 and encodes 393 amino acids. The transcript is spliced from 3 exons.
UCGAGUGCUCGCACUUGAUUCAACUAUUUAUAGAUAUAUAUAUUAUACAUUAUUCAAGUUUAUUAUAAUUACUUUUGUUAACAAAAUAUGAAAAUUAAAAUAUCAAUUUGCAUACUGCUAACAUGUACUCUAAUAGCUAUUUGUUUAGCUCAAAAUAAAAUGGUUGUGAUAGUACCACGUCAAGUACGUCGUGCAGCAGGAUCACCAUGGCGUCAAUUUUCCCGCCAUUCCCAAUUAGUCGACAAUGAAAUUUUACAGUCAGCAUUAAUGCGUGGUCAUCCUAAUCCUACAGCUUAUUUACAACCCCCAUAUAAUUUUGUUAACACUAAAACUCCUUUCCGUUUGAACAAAGACGGUAUACCAUCUCCAUCACCACCACCACCAUUAUUACAACAGCAACAACAAUAUACCAGCGUUGAUGACAAUUUAAAUAAUCACGAACAAGUUAAUCAUAUAUUGGUACCACAUGGCAAAAGAAUAACUCAUGGUGUAUCAUUUGGUAAAGGUUAUAUACCUCAUGAAUCAUCAAUGUAUCAUCAAACUAAUAGUUUUUUAUCGUCACAAGAUAAUCAUGUAGCACAAUCAGCAACGCAAUUGACAACUCAAAACCAUAAUGGAUAUUUUCAUAAUAAUAAUAAUAAUAAUCAUGAUGAUUCAAUAAAUGAAAAAACUAUCGAUGAAAUACAAUUAUUAAUUUUAAAAGCAAAACAACUUGGACUACUUGCUAAUGAUAAUUAUUAUGGUAACAAUGAAAAAUCAUCAAUAAAACGUGGUACCCAUGAAUCUAUUUUAAAUAAUAAUAAUAAAGGAUUUAUUAUACAUGAUACACUUGUCUUUGAUGAUUAUAAUAAAAAAAUAACAGAGUUGGCGAAAAAUUGGCCCAGACUUUUAACUUUAUCAGGAUUUAAUUUAAAUAACAAUAAUUAUGACAACAACUAUAAAAAUUUAGGAAGAAUAAAUGUAGCAGAAUUAUCUCAACAUUUAACAGGACACAAUAUUAAUUUCGAUAAUCAUGAAUCGGUUAAUUCUUAUAUAAACCAUAGUCCUUCAGGAUAUGCAGUAAAAGAACAAGUUGAAGAUAUUCCUCAAGAUAAUACUCAUCGUUACAAACCAAUUGUUAAAACGACCCCAAAUCAAAAUUCUGUUGCUACAGCAGCCGCUAUUAUUGCUACUGGCGCACAAGUUGUACCACAUAUUGGACAUCAAAAUUCAAAUUUAACUCCUGAUUAUUUUUCAUUACACUCACCCUCUACCAUUUAUAAUGAAUAA